AUGGCAUCCGACUGCGAGGAGAGCGCUGCGGUGCUUUCGACAAAGAUGCUCCGCCUGAUGAACGAGAAGCUCCCGCUCGAGCUGCGCGAGCAAAUCUACCGCGACGCCUUCCCUGAAAUCCGCUCGACGAGCAAAGCCGACCGCGUUCCCAUCCUGCUGGAUCGACCGUGUUUCUUGAUGGGGCGGGGUCUGCCACACAACUCCCACACCUGCCGGCUAUGCACACCUUCGCGGUGGGCCAAGUUCAGACGCUCACCCUUUGCUGAUGCCACCAAAAAUCCCAACGCCUGCGAGUUCAUCCGGGCCUACCUCCGCGACGUCACCUUCUACUGGAACGCGAGGGCCACCGAGGCUGGACGAAUGGGCCACUUCCCAGUAGGUAUGAACGAUUUCUUGCGCGAUGUCCGCUCUCUUGGGCACCCCGAUGUGUUCAUCAACGUCGUCGUCGCUCCAUUUGACAAGGAGGUGGAUGCUGCCUUGCAGCAUCUCUCUUGGACCAUUGGCGUUUUUUACCUGAAUGGGAUGAAGGCUGUCUUGUCGUACGAGCACGAAGAUGUGUCCCUCGCCGACGCCCUCCUGCGGUCCGCCGAACUCGUCGCCUCAUCGAUCCCUCAUCACUCCCGACAGCACAUCCGACAGCUCCGAAAACGCUUCCCCGGGCGUCGAUGGGCGAAGGAUUUCAUCCACGAAUCGGUGUGGGACUGGCUCUUCCGCGCCCCAGCCUGGUUGGAUGGCGAUGCUCUCCCCGUGCAGAUGCUGCAGGACGACGCGGAGGUACGGCGGACGUUCCAAGCGUCUCGCGAGAGACAGCCAGAGUCACCACGCGCGUGGCGAACGAGCCGCGCCUUCGCAGGCGACUGA
Molecule: messenger RNA, 861 nt
Organism: Didymosphaeria variabile
Lineage: Eukaryota; Fungi; Ascomycota; Dothideomycetes; Pleosporales; Didymosphaeriaceae
Exons: 2
Coding region: 1-861 (286 amino acids)
Source: RefSeq, a predicted model, not a curated record